AUGGCCGAGAAACUAGGCGAUUCGGUCGAUACCCCCUUGGCGCUUGUGCAGAUGUCUCCGACCCGACAAAGCCGCCCUUGCAGCGCGCGCCUUAGAACGCGCAUUCUUCUUCUUCUUCUUCCUCCUCCUCCUCCUCUUUUUCUAGAAGCUUCUUCUAGAAGGUUGGCGACGUCGCAGAGCGCAGGAAACCACAACACGACAUCCCAGCCCACCCCCUCCUCGGAAGCCAACACCCCGAGCAGUCAAAGGACGUCGAUCGCUCACGCAACAACGGCUGCCUGGGCGGGAAAACUCACGAAACCCCUUGCUUCUACUUCUGCUUCUACUUCUGCUACUCCUGCUGCUACUCCUGCUGCUACUCCUGCUGCUACUCCUGCUGCUACUGCUACUGCUACUGCUACUGCUACUGCUACUGCUACUGCUACUGAUACACGCGCGAGGUAA
Messenger RNA from Colletotrichum graminicola M1.001, 444 nucleotides. RefSeq lists its product as uncharacterized. The transcript has a single exon. The coding region runs from base 1 to 444 and encodes 147 amino acids. NCBI's taxonomy places the organism in Eukaryota, Fungi, Ascomycota, Sordariomycetes, Glomerellales, Glomerellaceae. The record is from RefSeq and is a predicted model, not a curated record.